AUGCAGCCAGAAGAAAAAUAUCUUCAUUAUGAUGCUUUGAGCAUAAGCAGAUAUGUACAAUGCUUUCGAAAAACUAUAACGAUUAACAUUUUCUCCUCUAGCGCUUGUUAUGGGCAAAGCAUAACAUCCAAAAGACUUUUAUCAAAACGAAAGAAUUGGAAUAUAGAUGAGCUUUGUGUUGCACAAUUACAGCUCAUUGCAUUGUGA
Clunio marinus is the source of this 207-nucleotide messenger RNA. The record is from the annotation of a GenBank genome assembly. Lineage: Eukaryota; Metazoa; Arthropoda; Insecta; Diptera; Chironomidae.